UGGUGACGCUGCCUCUCUUUGUUGGCUUAGCAGCGGCGACGUUUUGUUGUUAUUUUCGCUGCAGCUGAAAAACAGGCUCGGAUAAUUUUGGUUUUCGUAUUGUUCCGCAAUCUACAUCUGGCGCUUUCGACCUCAAGGUGUGCUCGUCGUAAACCGGUAAACACCCUAGGAAUGGACUCAGACGAGGGCUAUAACUAUGAAUACGACGACGAAGACGAAUGUAGCGAGGACAGCGGCGAAGUGGAGCCCGAGGACGACACCCUGGAUAUCGGUGAGGUGGAGUUGGUCGAUCCUGUGGUGGCCGGCGGGGAGCGAGACGAGGGUGGCGAGACUGGUGUAGGUGGUCACGGUCCUGGUGAAGAAGAGGAGGAGGACUAUCGUUUCGAGGUUUUGACUGCCGAGCAGAUCCUCCAGCAUAUGGUGGAGUGUAUCAGGGAGGUCAACGAGGUCAUACAGAACCCUGCAACAAUAACACGCAUUCUCCUCAGCCACUUCAACUGGGAUAAAGAAAAGCUUAUGGAAAGAUACUUUGAUGGAAACCUCGACAAGCUUUUCUCUGAGUGUCAUGUCAUCAACCCCAGCAAGAAGCCUCGGAUCCGUCCUCCAAUCAACACUAGAUCAUCGGCACAAGACAUGCCUUGUCAGAUCUGCUACCUAAACUUCCCCAACUCGUAUUUUACCGGUCUGGAGUGUGGACACAAGUUCUGCAUGCAGUGCUGGGGAGAUUAUUUGACUACCAAAAUCAUAGAGGAAGGAAUGGGACAGACGAUUUCUUGUCCUGCUCAUAGUUGUGACAUUUUGGUUGAUGACAACACAGUCAUGCGCCUCAUAACAGAUUCAAAAGUAAAAUUGAAGUACCAGCAUUUAAUCACGAAUAGUUUUGUAGAGUGCAAUCGACUGUUAAAGUGGUGCCCUGCACCGGACUGCCAUCACGUUGUCAAAGUCCAGUAUCCAGAUGCCAAGCCGGUGAGAUGCAAGUGCGGCCGUCAGUUCUGUUUCAACUGUGGAGAGAACUGGCAUGAUCCGGUGAAGUGUAAGUGGCUGAGAAAAUGGAUUAAGAAAUGUGAUGACGACAGCGAGACUUCCAACUGGAUUGCAGCAAAUACCAAGGAGUGUCCAAAAUGCCACGUGACCAUUGAGAAGGACGGCGGAUGCAACCACAUGGUCUGUCGCAACCAGAACUGCAAAGCAGAGUUCUGUUGGGUCUGCCUGGGUCCAUGGGAACCUCAUGGCUCUGCCUGGUACAACUGCAACCGCUAUAAUGAAGACGAUGCCAAGGCAGCCAGAGAUGCUCAAGAGCGCUCCAGGGCAGCCUUGCAGAGGUACCUGUUCUACUGCAACCGCUACAUGAACCACAUGCAGAGUCUGCGCUUUGAGCACAAGCUCUAUGCUCAGGUUAAGCAGAAGAUGGAGGAGAUGCAGCAGCACAACAUGUCUUGGAUUGAAGUGCAGUUCCUGAAGAAGGCUGUAGAUGUGCUCUGCCAGUGCCGCUCCACACUCAUGUUCACUUACGUCUUUGCCUUCUACCUCAAGAAGAACAACCAGUCCAUUAUUUUUGAGAACAACCAGGCAGAUCUGGAAAAUGCCACUGAGGUGCUCUCCGGAUACUUAGAGCGGGAUAUUUCCCAGGAUUCCUUGCAGGACAUCAAGCAGAAAGUCCAAGAUAAGUACAGAUACUGUGAGAGCAGGCGAAGAGUGCUGCUACAGCACGUACAUGAAGGCUAUGAGAAGGACCUGUGGGAGUACAUCGAGGAUUGAGGACACGUCCCAAUGCAACGGACUAUUGAGUAUCUUGACAAACUAGAGCGCUGAUGCAAUUAAACAGGGCAGCACGGGCCUUCUGCCGCCUCUCCUCUGGCAACCAACCACUUUUGCAUCUUUUUUUUUUUCUUUUUCCUGGAUUUCUUUAACAAAAAAAAAAAAUCUUAAAAUAAAUUAUAUUUAAAGAAAGUGUAGAGUAAUACAGAGAAAGUGUACUACAGUAUUGUUAGCGACAGAGUGGAGUCUACAGGAAGCAGAAAAAUUCAUAAUAAACAAAUACAUCAUUUUGGCCUGUAUUGUAACCCUCCUCUAAACUAUCUUUUCUUCUGUUUUUUUUUUUUUUUUGUGAAUCUUUUCUGCUUUGAUUUUUGACUUUUGUUGUUUUUUUUCCAUAAGUGUGAAAAAAAAAUGUUUUCAACACAGCUUUAAUUGUCCUGGCCAUGUCUGCAAUAUUUGGUGAAAUCCUUGUUUGGAUGGCUGAAUAUUGAUGGGCUGAUUGCAAAGGGGGCAAAGACAUUUCAAGGGGGGGAAGAAAAUAGAAGAAAAAGAAAAACACAAAAAGUACAAAAAACAGCAAGUCUGUAUUUUUUCAAAUUGUAAAUAGUCCAUAUGCAUGGAAGUUAAAGAGCAAGAGUGGCACGUGUUUGCAUAAUUUUGAAAUAUUUAUUCUUUACCGAUCUUGAAAAAGAUGUACUUUUGCCAUUUAGGUUGAGUCCGUUUUCGCCUCCCAUUAACUGGGAGUUUGGAAGCAUUGGCAAUAAGGCGUUCAUCCUGUCGUCAUCAGUCUGCUCAGAUCACUGGACAAAAGUUCCUCAUCAGGUUAGUCUGAAAGGAAACUCCAAGAAACCUUUCAGGUGAUCAGAUAAAUGACUGUACAGUCAAGGUAAAAGGAAAAAAAAAAAAGUGGAAAAGAUUUUACUGGUAAGAGGUAGGAACGUACCAGCCCCAUGCCCCUCUGCGCUUAUCUUUGCUGCGCUAUCAUAAUUCUUUUUAGAGACAUUAAUAAUUAUUUGCAAGAGCCAAACUGAGUGACAUUCACUCUUUUUUCCUUUUUUUUCUUUGUUCCUGGCGUGGCUUGAGUUAGUCCUGUUAAGUCAGCUUGCACCUUGGGGACUGAGAGGGGUGGGUAGAAUGUACUGACAGUUUUUUUUAGUUUCAACUGGGCUUGAUCACUCUCAAAUUCUGCCAGGCAUUUACGUCACCCUUGUAGGUAACUUCUCAACAGGCCGGUAGUUGCCCAAUCGCUUUGAAGAGAUCUAUUGCCUUGCAGUAAGACGGAACCUUGCUUUAAACCAAGCUACACAGACGGACUUCAGUGUUCUGUGAAGAGAUGCAAAUUUAAGGGCAAAUCUCUAAAGGUUGCAGGGGUGUUUUGUGAAGCUGGUAUACAUUUGCGUAAGUCAGUGUUUUUCUUUUGCUUUUUUUUUGUUUUGUUGUUGUUUUUCUGUUUUUGUUCAUGGGUUGAGGUUUCAGCAGUGAAAUGUCAGUGCCCCUCCAGGUUUUUCAUCGUUCUGUGUGGCAGCUGCCCUGAUUGUCAAGCUCUCUGUUUGUAGAUGCUCGUUCAUGUCUCUGCAAUGUGGCAGUCUUCACAAGAUUGGCUGGAGGGGACAUGAUCGUUCCAGGCACUGAUGCAAGUUGGAAAGAUGACACCAAAGUGUCAGCCAUCGUUAAAAUACAUCCUUCGCCCUAGUUUCAGAUCUUUGGGCAAUUGUCUCCCAAAAUGCUUCUUAUGUGUUUCAAGUUAUUAUUUUAUCCUAGCAAAUUAUAAACUGUACUGUUUAUUUGAAUAAAUGUCAUGAGAAAUCUGAUUUAUGGGAGUGAUGUGUGAGUCAUUAGAGUAGGCCUGGUGUCAAGCAGUGUAAUUAGCCAGAUAUCAGGAGAAAUGCACAGAUGAGGCUUUUGAAUGACUGAUACCGAUUUCUUGCUUUUGAGGUCUGUAGACUUUUUUUUUUUUUUUCCCAUAAGCACUUCAACAGAAAAUGAACAAAAAUGUACUGCUGGUUCUGUGAUAGAGGUAAUAGUUUUGAAUCCAACUGAAAAUGAAAUAUAAGAUUAACCAUAUUUAUGGAUCACAACUGUUCUAAUUUUUGUUUAACUAAAAAUGUAUCAAUCCAUUUUGUUGUUUGAUGCUUUUAGAGGCAGAAAAUGAAAUGGUCGCACUUCUUAGUUUUGAUUCAUUUAAUGAAUGGAAAAAUGAACUUGUUGAUGAGGGAUCUGAAGAGAAUUGUUCAGUUGAUUGGUGCACCUCUAACCCAUCGCACUUUUCUCUACACCACAGACCUUUGCAGCUCUUUGUCUUCCGAAUAGGUGUGGAAUCAAUUUGGAAACUUUAAUCUUGAGUUUUGGUCUAAAUGAUCAAAGUUGACUCUUUUUGUCACCGAGUUUACAUUCAGAUUGUUUCUUUUGUUAUUGAGCAUCCAGAAGUUGUUUUUGUCAAAGAUGAUACAAGAUGAAUGGGUACAAAUUGCUUUUCUCAAAGUUGUCUUGCAUUAACUUCAGCUCCAGCUGUAAUAGUUAUCCUAACCCACUCUCCAGGGCUCACUCUGUUUUCACUGUGUGCUAGAAGUUUUUGACCAUUUCAGAUUUAAAGUUUUGGAGUAACAGAAGCAGCUACUUGCAUUAAACCGAGACAUCCAAAAACUUUUAAUACUUUUCUACAUACCUUUCCUUUAUGCUAUUAAAGGUGUUUUAUUUCCUAAUAGUGUAAAAUGUGAGGGGAAAUUAGAUGUUUGUUUUUGGAGAAAAAAUAUUAAAGUGCAAAAUGUUGCAAACA
Poecilia reticulata (guppy) is the source of this 4534-nucleotide messenger RNA. It is a transcript of the gene arih1, whose product is annotated as ariadne ubiquitin-conjugating enzyme E2 binding protein homolog 1 (Drosophila). The record is from RefSeq and is a predicted model, not a curated record. Gene Ontology annotation, molecular function: ubiquitin-protein transferase activity; zinc ion binding. Gene Ontology annotation, biological process: protein ubiquitination. NCBI's taxonomy places the organism in Eukaryota, Metazoa, Chordata, Actinopteri, Cyprinodontiformes, Poeciliidae.